UUAAAAUAAAUAAAUAAAAUGUGAUAUAAAAAUUCCUAAGGAUAUACUAAUAUUAUUCCAAUGAAUUAUUAAUUUUGAUGGAUUCUGAGGAAAAUAAAGUCAUUUCCAAGAUUUUAAAUAGCUACCAGAAUCUCAAACACAUAAAUGGAUUUAAUAUUGGCUCCGAGUUAGAUGAAACAGUUAGCCAAAAAUAUACGGCUUUUGAGAUAAUUGCUAAUUAUAGUCAAAGCUCUAAUAUAAAGGCACUUGUUGACGUUACUUUUUAUAAAAAUGAAAUGAAACAAAUGAUUAACACCUUAAUUAUUCAUAUUAAAAAUCAUCAUGAAAAGUUAAUAUUUGAUAAAGAAUAUGGUAUUUCAGAGACAAAAUGCAAUCUUUUGGAGAAAGAAAAAAAUGACCUAUUGCUUAGCCAUAAAUUUUAUCAAUCAGAUAUUUUAAAGAUGGAAGAAAGACUAAAACUCAUGCAAAAUACGGUUAACACACUCAAAAGCGAGCUGGAAAUUAAGGAUGAAAAACAUAGGCAUGAAAUGUUCGAUAUUCAACAAAGGCAUAAUAGUAAGAUCAAAGAUACUCAAACUUCGCUUGAUAAGGCUAUUAAUGAUAAAAACGACAUGGUGCUAAAAUAUGCUAAAAGCGAAAAAGAAGUUUUAGAGUGGAAGAACAAAUACGACAAACUACAAGAUUUGCACUUACGGGAAACCAAGCUUAGGGAACAAAUUAAUGGUAAACUCAAAAACUCCAUAGUUGAACUCAAUAAAAGUGUCAUUGCUUUUGAACAGAAAAAUAAAGAGUAUUCGGCUUUAAAAAAGGAGCUAAUUACCCAAAAAGAACAGACACAAAGUCAAGCUUUAACUUCGAAAUGGCUACAAAAUAAGUUAGACGCAGAAAUUAAUAAUCAUAAAGAGACCAAAAUACAAUUAGAACUUACCAUGAAUAAAUUCACCGAAUUGAGGUCCGAACUUAAUUCCAUAUCCUGUUAUAAUGGUUUAAAGAACGAGCAAUGUCUAAUUUUAAACCAGCAGCAAAUACCUACUAGUCUCGCCUUGUCGAAUAAUAAACUUGAAAACGAUGACGCGAAUCGUCAGAGUAACAAACUAAAUGAGGAGGGGGAGAGGAAAUUGCAACUUAAUGGAAAUCCUGAAUGGGGUUUGAUAAACGACGACGAGAAUACUAAAGGCGAUAUGGAAGAAGUUGAAAAAGAAAAUAGCAAAAGUUGUGAGCAGAAAAAAGACCUAAUUUUGAAGAUUGAAUUGGAUUUGAUCAAAAACAAGCACAAAAUAAUACUAAACGAAUUGGCCAACACCACAUUCAAACUCAAUACUGUGGAACAAGAUAACGAGGAGAACCUCAGGAGAAUCGAUUAUUUGAAAGAUGCCCUCGACGAGUCUCAAACUCUUAUAAACUCUUACGAAAUCAAAUUUUCCGAUUACGAAUCGCGUCUAAAAGAUUUUAAAAAUCUGACCUCGGACUUGGUUGCGCUCAACGCAGAUAUAGAAUGUUUAAAGGAAAAUAAAAAGGAAUUUGGCUUAGAACUCACGAAGUCGCAAGAAAGGGAAAAACGUUUGUUAGAAUUCACUGAAAUUACAUCGACAGAAGCUGCGAAACACUUGGCUGAAAUAUCUUUUUUGAGGGACAAGGCUGACAAAAUAUCCACCGAAAACGAAAAAUUGUCUCUCAUCAAUGAAAAUAUAGAUCGGGAGAUUAAAAAAAUUAUCGAAGAAAAGGCCAAAUUGGUGUUGGAAUUCAAAGAAACUUUGUUAACUAAGGAAAAACUUAUCAACGAGAAGGACAAAUUAUUCAUAGAGGACAAUAACAUUAUCGAAGAUUUGCGGACCCAAGUUAAAUCAUAUAAGAAGAAAUACGAGGCCUGCAGUAAAGAUUUAUCGCAACACCUCAAGCUUAUCCAUUAUACUCCACAUUUUGACUCUACUGAAACUAUAAACUAUUCAUCAAAAUUUCUAAGUUCGAAAUCGAUGAAAUCAAUCAAUUCGAUCAGUUCAUUUUCUAAUAGCAAAGAGGACGAGGACACCUCUUCCAUAAAAAGUUGUUAUUCGUGCAAUAUUCCGCCUGACAAUGCUGUCAUCAGAAGUAGCAUACCCUGUGGCGAAACAAUGUCUAAUCUUAACGAGGCUACUUCAAAUGAUCAUUUAAUUCACAUACCCUUGGAAGAUUCCUCAAAUUCUUCUACCAUCAACAAUAACAUGAAGCUUUUGAUGGAUAAAAGUAUAAGACUUCAAAAGGCUUUAGUCAGGAAGAAGGAAAAAAUUGAAUUCUUGAACGAUCACAUCGUUAGAUUGCAGGGAGAAUUGCACAAAAAAGCAAAAAUCAUACAAACAUUAUUACUUAACGAGCACGCUGGAGCUCUUACGACAGAAGAAGUAGACGAUAAUAAGGCAUCGAUGGCUCGGAAAAGCACCAUAAUGUCAUCGAUUUUUAACUCAACCAGAAACGAUAAACAAAUGACCCUUUCGUUGUCCCUCGAAAUCAACGCCAAAUUGCAAAACCUUCUCGAAGAUUCUAUACUAAAAAUUAUUAUACUAAAAGAAGGUAUGGAAAAUUUGGGAAGAGAAAUCUCCAAACUAUUACAGGAAAACAAGGCUCUCAAAAUUUCAUAGGACAAUAUUAUCAACAUAAUUUACAAAACACAUAUUUUUGAAGAAAAUUGUAUAUCAAUAAAUUAAUAUAAAUAUUAUAAUAUAUAUCAAAUAUGUGACUAAUUUUUUGGAAAAAAAACUACAUCUACAUUCAUGCAAAUACUAUUAUAAAACAUAGACAUAAUCUACCUUAAAAUUUUAAUAUUUAUUAUUAUACUACUGCUUUUAACCAAAACUAAAUGUUCAUAUCGUUUUAGUAAAUAUAAAUUAUAUUCAAUAUUUUAAAGAUCAAGUUUUUUUUACACUUUAUUAAAUAAAAGCAAAUUGUAUAAAAAUAUUAAUUAUCGGAUUUUAUAAUUUUAAAACCCAAUAGCAUCUAUUAUUAUUUUAUUAUAUUUAUUUGCUUGAGCAUGAAUUCAUUUUUUGAUUUUAAUGAUUAUUAUU
Messenger RNA from Gordionus sp. m RMFG-2023, 3038 nucleotides. RefSeq names its product coiled-coil domain-containing protein 186-like. Gene Ontology annotation, molecular function: small GTPase binding. Lineage: Eukaryota; Metazoa; Nematomorpha; Gordioida; Chordodea; Parachordodidae. Gene Ontology annotation, cellular component: trans-Golgi network. Gene Ontology annotation, biological process: vesicle cytoskeletal trafficking. The transcript has 18 exons. Bases 78 to 2615 code for a protein of 845 amino acids. The record is from RefSeq and is a predicted model, not a curated record.